CCCAGGGGCUGAAGCCGAUGGAUUUUAAUGGUCUGGCCGAUCCCUAUGUCAAACUUCACCUGCUGCCGGGGGCCUGCAAGGCCAACAAGCUGAAGACGCGAACGCAGCGGAACACCCUGAACCCCGUGUGGAACGAGGGAUUGACGUACACGGGCAUCACGGCGGAGGACAUGGCCCGGAAAACCCUGCGGUGAGCCCCCCACCCUCACUCCCGACCCACAGCCGCCGACCCACACGGUGCCCCUCACUCCCGACCUGCAGCCCCCUCCCCCCCGUAGCUGGUUUUUUGACUCUUCUUCUCCCGCUGCCUCCUUCCCCAUCCCCAGCUGGCCUCCCCGUCCACCAUGUCGGCCGCACUGCGAGGAAUCUCCUGUUACCUCAGAGAGCUGGAGCAGGCGGAGCAGUGGCAGCUGGAGGAGCGGGGUCGAAUCCUGCUGGCGCUGACGUACAGCUCCAAGCGCCAUGGGCUGCUGGUGGGAAUUCUGCGCUGUGCUCACCUGGCCGCCAUGGAUGUCAACGGCUACUCCGACCCCUAUGUCAAAACCGCCAGCCUGUUGUCCUCCACUGCAGCCGGCACCAGCUCCGGGGCAUCCUCCACCACCAGGGACUGCAUCCCAGAGGUCACCUCGCCCUCCUCCACGGCUGUGGCCUCCAUGGCAGGACAGGAUCAGGCUGCAAGGGGAGAGUCAAUGGUCCCUUCACUGCGCGUGCGCCAUCCACGCCUUACCACGCAUAUGAGCGACGGAGUCCGUACCCGGACCGUCUGCGCCUCACUGCGCAUGCGCCUCCUUCAAAGAUUACCUCCUCCCCCCCCUCAGGAAUUCUUCUACGAAAUCGACCAGUCGGAGCUGGCGCAGAAAUCCCUGGAGAUCACAGUCUGGGACUACGACAUCGGGAAAUCGAACGACUUCAUCGGUGGCACGACCCUGGGCCUGGGCUCGCAGGGCGAGCGGCUGCAGCACUGGCUGGGCUGCCUGCAGACCCCCGACCAGCGCUGGGAGCAGUGGCACACGCUGACCAAUGAGCUCCCAGAAUCCUCGGCCUUCGCGCCCUGAUUGGCCCUGGGGCCCGCCACUCCCUGCCUGCCUCUUAAAGGAGCAGGACCCUUUGCACGAGGACUCUUGCAUGUUUACACAGGGGCGGGAAGAAACCGCCCCCUCUGUGCUGUGUCUGUC
Chelonoidis abingdonii (Abingdon island giant tortoise) is the source of this 1175-nucleotide messenger RNA. Lineage: Eukaryota; Metazoa; Chordata; Testudines; Testudinidae. The record is from RefSeq and is a predicted model, not a curated record.